Molecule: messenger RNA, 1891 nt
Organism: Penaeus chinensis
Lineage: Eukaryota; Metazoa; Arthropoda; Malacostraca; Decapoda; Penaeidae
Product: B-cell receptor-associated protein 31-like
Exons: 6
Coding region: 174-866 (230 amino acids)
Biological process (GO): intracellular protein transport; endoplasmic reticulum to Golgi vesicle-mediated transport
Cellular component (GO): endoplasmic reticulum membrane; endoplasmic reticulum
Source: RefSeq, a predicted model, not a curated record
GAAACUCAGUCACCAACCGGAUGUUGGGCCUGUGAUUGGCGGACGCGGCCGACCAAUCGCAGCCGGACGAAUCACUGGCAGGAACACUUGGCUUCAGUGAGUGAACGCGGCCGUAGUAAUCUGUGAGUGACGUCCUUUAUAGAUUUGGUACCUGAACAAAAAAGUGAAGCAAGAUGAGUAUCCAGUGGACUUUAAUAGCAGGUGUUAUGUAUGCGGAGUUAGCAGUCACCAUCUUUCUCCUAAUACCCAUCAUUUCACCACAGAGAUGGCACUCCAUCUUCAAGUCACGGUUUCUGAGAAGCAUUGGAAACAUGUCACAUAUAUACUUCAAGGUGUUCCUUGGUGUUUUGAGUCUUUUCUUCUUAGAUGCCAUCCGUGAGAUGAGGAAAUACAGCCAUGAGCUGUCAGAACAACAAAAAGGAGAUCAUGGGUAUCACUUGGAUGCUGAAAUGCAAGCUCACAUGAGGCUCUUCCGUGCCCAGCGCAACUUUUACAUCUCUGGCUUCUCCCUUUUCCUUUGGGUGGUGUUGCAACGAUUGAUGACACUUAUUUCUAAACUUGCUGUUGCAAUGGCGGAAGGACAUGCUGCCCUUAAGCAGGCCAAGACAGCCUCUGAGACUGCAGCUCAGCUUCUGAAGCAAGACAAGGCUGACAAGGAAGAGGAUCAGCAGAAAGAAGCUAAUGUUUCAAAUGAGAUUAAAGAAUUGAAGGAAGACAAACGUCGCUUGGAAGCAGAACGAGAUGCUGCUCUGAAACAGGCUGAAGCUGUUGGUCGUGAAUAUGACCGCAUGCUUGAAGAACAUGCAAAGCUCCAGGAGCAAUUGAAGAAAACAAGUGGUGCCGAAGAAUCCAAGAAAGAUGAUUGAGGACAGUUUCCUAGCCUGCUAUGAUAUAAGUUGUGUGUACAGGAACAAAUGGAGAGAGCAAAUUUGGUUAUCUUUUUAAUGAUAAUUACUAUAUACGAUAAACAUUAUGUAUCUUGAUUAAAUUAAUAUUAAAAAGCAAGCCUAUGAGAUCUUGCUUAGUGCAUAAGGCUUCAAACAGUGCCUCUUGAAAUAUUGCUCCCAUGACAGGAAUGUAGUGAACUAUAUUUGGAGGUUCAAAUUAUAAGAUUCUGCAUUUGGAAUGUCUUUUUCAGAAAACUGGAGGCCAUGAAAUUAGUGGUUUGUGAAAUAAAGUGCUUGGGCCUAUUUAAUUAGUUUUUACUUUUGAAAGGAGUGUAUAUCCUUUUUUUUUUUUUUUUUUUUUUUUCUAGUAAUAAUAAUAAUUAGUACAACCUUAAUAGUUUUCCACAUACAGGGCUCCUUCGACUCCUCUACCCCAGCUCAGACAGAAAAAAGUGAGACCACUCAUUAUAGUUUGGAUAUUUUUCAUUACUUCUAUAAUUCCUGCUUAAAAACAGCAAUUGUUAUUUUUUGCAUAGAUUACUGCCCAGUAGAUUUUAUAAAACAUUACAUUUUUCUUCAACAAUUUGCUUGAUAUAUGUUAUCAACUCUUCCCUGGCCAUGUUAAUGUGUGCUUUUGUCAUAUAUAAAGUUCUAAUAAAUGCAUUAAAGAGAAAUUCUAACAAUAUGACAUGAUGUAAAGAUGUAUAGCUUUAUGAUGAAAGGAAAAGUUUUAUUAAUCUAAAGCAAAGGCAUAAAACUGUGUAUAUGUUUAUAGGAUUGUUUGUGUGUGUGCAGAAUCAUCUUAUUUUCAACUUGGUUUCCUCACAGAAUGUUUACUGUUGAUGUGGUGUGGCUGUUUCUAUUCAGUGUACUUAUCCUUGUAGUCAUUUUGUUUAUACGAAAGAAGGUUGACAGAGUUAUUAGGCUCACUUCUAAUCUUUUUCAGUUAUGUAAGGAAUUAUUUACUCUGAUAAUAAUAAAAUAAAAUAAAAAUAUAAUAUUUA